This is a messenger RNA of Carassius carassius (crucian carp), 1120 nucleotides long. RefSeq names its product membrane-spanning 4-domains subfamily A member 4A-like. Lineage: Eukaryota; Metazoa; Chordata; Actinopteri; Cypriniformes; Cyprinidae. Gene Ontology annotation, cellular component: membrane. The transcript has 8 exons. The coding region runs from base 177 to 941 and encodes 254 amino acids. The record is from RefSeq and is a predicted model, not a curated record.
GCUUGGUGUCAGGAUGGACCAAUCACAGUCAAGAUGGUGCUCAUCAGAGCGUUUACAGGGGUUCACGUGUAAAUCGAAACUAAAAGUUCGUCUUGUGAUAAGAGCGCAUUUCUGAUCGCUGCAAACCAAAGCUUCUGUCUUUUAUUAAUCGGUCAGUUGGAGAUUCAGAAACCAGAAUGUCCAGCACUGUCAUACCCAUGACCUCUUCAACCCUCGUCAUCCAGAUGCAACCGCCCACACAAUCAACACCUGUUACAACAAAUGCUCCUGUUUAUGUACAGCAGGUGGCGGGAGUUUCACCUCUUCAUGGACUUCAGGCAUUUCUCAAAGGCCAGCCGAAAGCCCUUGGGACGGUCCAGAUUAUGAUCGGUCUGCUGACUCUCCUGUUUGGCAUUGUGUCUUCAGUUUAUGCAGAUCUUGUCUUUGUCUAUGGUGGACUUCCUUACUGGGGAUCUGUCAUCUACAUUACUGCAGGCUCACUCUGCAUUGCUGCCGAAAAUAAGAUUAAUUCACCCUCCAGUUUGUGUUUGGUGAAUGCUUCACUUGGAAUGAACAUUUUCAGUACUAUUACCGCUGGCAUUGCCAUUAUUUUAUCCUCUCUGGAUUUGGUUAUAGGGCCAUACACUUACCGCUACCAUUAUGACUCUUCUUAUAAAGGACAUUAUGAGACUCUCUUCAAGGGAAUCAGAGGUGUGUUGCUGUUAUUCGCUGUGCUUGAGUUUAUCAUCUCCAUCUAUCUGUCAGCAUUUGCCUGUAAAGCCACUGGCUGCUGUUGUUCUCCUCAGGUGCAGUUUGCUCAAGUUCUGUCACCACAGCCCUGUGAUUUCAGGCCCAAUCGUUUCCACGAUCUCAACAGCCCAGAGAUCCCUGUGGCCAGCAGCUCUUCCUCUCAUCAUCCUGCAGACGCUCCUCCACAAUACACUGAAAUAAAUAAGUAUUAAAAAGUGGACAGUUGUCCCAUAUGAAAGAAAUAUAUGUGAAUGUUUUGGAAAAUAUAAUGCAGUUUAUUACAUAAUACAUUUCUAUAUAUGGGAAAUCAACACUUAUAUUUUUCAGUAUUCUGCAGUAUAUUCAUGGAUCAUGUUUGGAUGUGUUUUGAUGCAUUUAAAAAAAUACUGUU